CAGCUGCUCCUCCACGCAGCCAUGCCGACUGUCAGUGUGAAGCGGGAUUUGCUUUUCCAAGCGCUGGGAAGGCAUUACAUUAAUUAUAGAUCCCGCUCAGGUUGAAUCAGGAAGGCCCCACUCUGAAUGCAUGUACACACAUGAACAAAAUUCCUGCCACCCAGAUCAAAACUCAAUUCUGCACAUCAAUGAAAAAAAUUAGAGGAAACACUGCGGAUGAAGAAUUUGAUGAACUGUGCUUUGAGUUCGGUUUGGAACUUGAUGAAAUUACUUCUGAGAAGGACAUAAUAAGCAAAGAGCAAGGCGAUGGAAAGGCAGAGGGUGCAUCUGAAAUCAUUAUCUAUAAAAUAGAUGUCCCUGCUAACCGCUAUGACCUCCUUUGUUUGGAAGGUCUAGUUAGAGGUCUUCAGGUCUUUAAAGAGAGAAUACGGAGUCCACGAUACAAACGGAUCAUUCCACCUAAUGGUGAAAUUCAAAGGCUUACAAUCACUGAAGAAACCAGCCAGGUCCGUCCUUAUGCUGUGGCUGCAGUUCUUCGUAACAUAACCUUUGUCAAGGAUCGCUAUGAUAGCUUAAUUGACCUUCAGGAAAAAUUGCAUCAAAACAUUUGCAGGAAAAGAUCAUUAGUAGCAAUUGGUGCCCAUGAUCUAGACACAGUGACUGGACCAUUCACAUAUACGGCUAAACCACCAUCAGAAAUCAAAUUCAAGCCCUUGAACCAGGAUAAGGAGUACAGUGCUUCUGAAAUCAUGGAGCUGUAUAGGACGGAUUGCCACAUUCGGCAUUAUCUACACAUUAUUGAAAAUGAACCACUUUAUCCAGUUAUCUAUGAUAGCAAUGGGGUUGUUCUUUCAAUGCCACCAAUAAUUAAUGGAGACCAUACAAAAAUAAGUCUUAACACAAGAAAUGUGAUCAUUGAAUGUACAGCCACAGAUCUUACCAAGGCAAAAAUUGUCCUCGACAUUCUUGUCACAAUGUUCAGUGAAUACUGUCAGAGGCCAUUCACUGCUGAAGCAGUAGAAGUAACUUAUCCCAAUGGAAAAAGCUAUAUCUUCCCAGAGCUGGCUUACCGGAAGGAAAAAAUAAAACCUGAUAUAAUGAACAAGAAAAUAGGAAUUAGUGAGACUCCAUCAAGUCUUGCAAAGCUGCUCACCAGGAUGUGUUUGAAGUCUCACGUCAUAGCGAAUGGGAACAAUAUAGAAGUUGAAAUCCCUCCCACCAGAGCUGACAUUAUCCAUGCGUGUGAUAUCAUAGAAGAUGCAGCAAUAGCGUAUGGCUAUAAUAACAUUCAGAUGACUAUUCCAAAAACAUACACCAUAGCUAAUCAACUUCCUCUCAAUAAGCUCACAGAACUUCUGAGACCAGAUUUGGCUGCAGCAGGCUUUACUGAAGCGCUCACUUUUGCUCUGUGUUCCCAAGAAGAUAUUGCUGAUAAAUUGGGUGUUGACAUUUCUUCAACAAAAGCAGUGCAUAUAGCAAAUCCAAAAACAGCAGAAUUUCAGGUGGCACGCACAACCCUCUUGCCUGGUCUCCUGAAAACUAUUGCAUCUAAUAGGAAGAUGCCUUUGCCUCUGAAACUCUUUGAAAUUUCUGACAUUGUAGUGAAAGAUCCGACCAAAGAUGUAGGUGCAAGAAACCAUAGGCAUCUCUGUGCGGUUUACUAUAACAAAAAUCCAGGCUUUGAAGUAAUUCAUGGAUUGCUGGAUAGAGUAAUGCAGCUGCUGGAUGUCUCACCAAGUAAAGAGAAUGGAUAUUAUAUUAAAGCAACCGAAGACCCUGCUUUCUUCCCUGGCCGCUGUGCUGAGAUCUUUGCUAAAGGGCAGAGUAUUGGAAACCUAGGCGUUCUCCAUCCUGAUGUUGUCAGCAAAUUUGAGCUCACCAUGCCUUGUUCUGCCCUAGAAAUCACACUUGAACCUUUCCAGUGAAAUCCUGCCAGUAGUAUUCCUCAGUCUACACAGGUUUGCAUCCAGGCCUAUCUCUUAACUAAUCCUAUUAUUGACCCUUGCAAAAAUGUACCUUCACUGCAAUAAGGCUGGUUUUUAGCUUCAUUAAACAACAUGACUUUUCCCGUGCAGUUGAGCUAUCAAUCUGUUAAUAAAGUUAAUAGAAAUUAA
Hemicordylus capensis (graceful crag lizard) is the source of this 2114-nucleotide messenger RNA. It is a transcript of the gene FARSB, whose product is annotated as phenylalanyl-tRNA synthetase subunit beta. The record is from RefSeq and is a predicted model, not a curated record. The transcript is spliced from 18 exons. Gene Ontology annotation, biological process: phenylalanyl-tRNA aminoacylation. NCBI's taxonomy places the organism in Eukaryota, Metazoa, Chordata, Lepidosauria, Squamata, Cordylidae. Gene Ontology annotation, molecular function: ATP binding; RNA binding; magnesium ion binding. Bases 141 to 1925 code for a protein of 594 amino acids. Gene Ontology annotation, cellular component: cytoplasm; phenylalanine-tRNA ligase complex.